Messenger RNA from Anopheles aquasalis, 2113 nucleotides. RefSeq names its product SET and MYND domain-containing protein 4-like. Gene Ontology annotation, cellular component: cytoplasm; nucleus. Lineage: Eukaryota; Metazoa; Arthropoda; Insecta; Diptera; Culicidae. Gene Ontology annotation, biological process: compound eye photoreceptor development. The record is from RefSeq and is a predicted model, not a curated record. Gene Ontology annotation, molecular function: histone deacetylase binding.
UUUUUGCACUAAACAAACAUCGCCCGUUCAUUGAGCAUCUUUUCAUCACGGUGAUCUGUUAGCUUCAGCUUCCUUUAACCUGCUCCAGGUACUAGUAACCCUUCCCAGUACAAUCGAAGAUGGAAGUGAGCAGCGAAACGGGAUACUUCCACAAGUACGCCCGCCAGUUCCGCCGUGCGCUCGGUGAGCGAGAGUUCGAACAGUUCGCCAGUCUCGUCACAGAUCUCGAACGGUUCCGCUUCAUCAACGAGCGGAAAUGGAGAGCGGUCAACGAUUUACCGCUCGAGCGAACACACAACGUUGGAAAGUGCUUGGAAAGUGCACUGAAACUGCAAGCGGAUGGUGUGCAGCUACAGAACGGUGACGAUUGGGUCGGUGCCUUGCGAGCCUACAAUCAAUCCUAUCUGCUGCUUCCGGAAGAUUGUCCUCACGAAAAGGCACUCCUGCUGGAUAAACGAUCACAGGUCCUGCUGCAGCUAGGCAAGCACGAUCAAUCGUUGGAGGAUAUAGAUCGUGCCAUCGGCUACGGUUAUCCAGUGGAGCUUCUGCAUGAGCUGUGGGAACGCAAGGCACGACUAUACCAGCAAAAGCGCGAUCUCAAGUCCGCCGUCGAGUGUUUCGAUAAAACCGUCGACUGUCUAGCCGACUCGCAGCUUGGCGAGGACGAUCGAAGCGUUCGAAUCGAAGAACUUCGAAAGGAAACCGACAUCGUGUACUUCCAGUACAAAAAUGUGAAGAAAUACUUGGAACCACCGCGAGGAACUCGUGUCUUUCAUCCACAUCUCGAUGAUGCCGUUCGGUAUGAUAGCAACGAGACCGAUGGCCGGUAUGCUACGGCACAGAAAAACCUGAAACCGAAUCAACAGAUACUAAAAGAGAAGCCACAUGUUGCCUCGCUGGUACAGGAGUACAGCGGCACUCACUGUAGUACCUGCUUUCAACGGAUCGAAAUUCUGUUCUGUUGCCCAAACUGUGUCGAUGUUGUGUUCUGUUCGGGACGCUGUGAGAAAAUGGCCACCCAAAGCUACCACCGGUACGAGUGUGGAUUUUUGCGAUCACUCUGGAGUUCCGGUGCGACGAUCGUUAGCUUGUUGGCGCUGCGUAUCGUUACCCAGAAACCAUGCUCCUACUUUGAAGCGAUCCGUGACGAGUUGCCGAAUUUAACGCCCAAUUUUACGGAUAAAUUAGCGAGUGAUGACUACCGGAAGGUGUUCAAUCUGGUAACACAUUCCGACAAGCGCGAUCCGGAGGAUUAUCUCGUUUGGACGCUUAUGGCUACGAUGCUGAAUACCGUUCUACGCCAAGGGAACUACACAAACACCACGCAGCCAGAUGAUGGCUUCUUUGGGUAUUUGUUGCUGCACAAUUUGCAAAUCGUCAACUACAGUGCCCACGAUGUGGCAGAAUUGCAACGGAAGCGACCGAAUGAAGCUGGCAAAUCGGUCGCAAUCGGUGCGGCACUCUAUCCGCUGCUGGCGCUCUUCAAUCACUCCUGUGAUCCAGGGAUUGUGCGGUAUUUCUCCGGCACUACGGUACACGUGCGAACGAUCAAGAAUAUCGCGGCCGGCCAGAUAAUAGCGGAAAACUAUGGACCACUGUUUACGAAGAUGAAGCGCACCGAGCGCCGCCGGUCACUGGCGGCCAAUUACAAGUUCGAGUGUAACUGUGACGCCUGCAGGGAGGAAUGGCAGUUGUACGAGUACAUGGACGAGUCGGUGAUACGGUUCCGGUGUACGGCGCCCGCUUGCCCCGGAGCAGUCCUGUUCGAGCUGACCUCGGAGUGCUACGGUAUGCAGUGUGACGUCUGUGACCAAUUGGUUGACAUCAGGGAGCGCAUUCGGUUGCUCCAGGAAGCAAACAUGCUAAGCCGUUUCAACGAGGCAUCACAUCUGUACACGAGUGGGCUGUUCGAGCAUGCACUCUCCAAGUAUGCGGCCAUCAUGGGCAUCAUGGAUCUGAUACUGGUACCACCGUACCGGGAUUAUCAUCUGUGCCAGCAAGGAAUGCGACGCUGCUGUCUCGAUCUCGGCAGCUGCUACGUGGAGUGUCCAAGCAGUGGCAAAUGAAUCAAUGAAUGGAAAUAAAGAAGAACGGAAUCUUUGGAAUUUCUGGA